This is a messenger RNA of Camelina sativa (false flax), 615 nucleotides long. The record is from RefSeq and is a predicted model, not a curated record. Lineage: Eukaryota; Viridiplantae; Streptophyta; Magnoliopsida; Brassicales; Brassicaceae.
AUGGAGAGUGGUCUGAUAUCAGUGGAUCGAUGGAGAAAUGGGAGUCAAGCCUACUUCUUGACUCAUAUGCACUCCGAUCACACGCGUGGCCUCUCCGGCGACUGGUCACAGGCUCCUCUCUACUGUUCCCGCACCACCGCCUCUCUCUUUCCCUCCCGAUUCCCAGGAUUCGACCUCUCAUUGCUUCGCGUCGUCCCUCUCUCUUCCUGGACAUCUCUCUCCCUUCGCUCUCCUUCCUCCGGCUCCACCGUCCGUCUCCAUUUCAUGGCCAUCGACGCUCACCACUGUCCUGGUUCCGUGAUGUUCUUGUUCCGUGGAGAUUUUGGAUGUUUUCUUUACACUGGAGACUUUCGUUGGGAUGCUGAUGCUGCAGAUGACGCUAGAAAUACUCUUGUUGAUGCUAUUAAUGAAUCUCCAGUUGAUAUUCUCUACUUGGAUAACACUUACUGCAACCCAAUUUACAGCUUCCCUUCUCGUCAAGUCGCAGCGAAUCUGGUUGCUGAUAUAAUCGCAUCUCAUCCUUCACAUGAUAUCAUCAUAGCAGUUGAUUCUUUGGGGAAAGAAGACUUGCUUGUUCAUGUUUCUCGUAUUCUCAAUAUCAAGGUUUCUUAUUGA